ACUGUUCGACGCCGCACUCACACCAGGUGGCAGACUCCUGAUUAUCGCUUCAGUUCGGCCUUGCACUCUGUCUUUGCACUCGUUUCCUAGUCCUGGAGUUGCUGUUGCAUGUGUUUGGAAAGUUUGUACAAUUUUUUUUCGUAAUCUCUCGGGACAUUGUCGGCAAAUAUUGGUAUUCUUCAGAGUUUUGUGUUGGUCUUCAAAAAAGCGCUCCCUACCAGCUAGUGUCGCAGCUACCGAAUGUCAACUUCAUGCAAUUUCACAAAAUUGUCUCAAUUCAAUUCUAAUUGUGUAAUUGCUUAGUUCACUUGAGAGCUUGCACACGGGAAAAAUCAUUUUCGGACGUGUAGCUUGUUCUAAUGCGAGUUUGGUGUUACUUGGAGCCCUUUAUUGCGGAAUUGGGGUUUGAUUGGUAUUAGGACAUCUGUCUACCAGUUAGGUCGUGGUGUGAUUCAGUGUUUAGUUCUAAGGGAUUGAUUGUGAGAAGUGAAAAUUGUUGCAAUCGUGAAAUUUGUUGCAAUCGUGAAAUGAGUUGUGGUAGAGGAGAGAUUAGGGUUAAGAAUUGGUGUUGAGUUGUUAAGGAGCGAUGGAGACUGGAGUAUUGUUGGAGAGCACAAAUGGAGAACAAACUGAUGAUUCUUCGUUUUGGAAGCUUUUGAUUCCGCGCGAGCGAAUUCUGUUUGUGGAUUCGCCACGGACGGAAGAGUUUGAAGUCUUUUUGAUAGCUUUGGAAGAGGCCAUGAUUGUAGCAAUGGAUGCGGAGUGGAAGCCUGUGCGAAGAGCUGGCGUUUCGCCGCGCGUUUCGAUUAUGCAGAUUUCUUGCCGCAUCAGGAAAGAGUCGAAAGCUUGGACGGCAAUGGAAAAAAUUCUUUUUGCGAGGAAAAUUAGGGCAGAGGCUGAAGAGAGCUUGAGUGCUGAGAAAUCGAUUGUGGAGAGGCAGCGAGAGGAGCUGGAGAACCAGCGACUAGAGCUUGAGAUGGAGAGGGAGAAGAUGCAGGAGGAGGUUGAAAAAGAGAAGCGAAAGGUGAGAAUGGAGUGGAAGAAUUUGAAGAGGGAGAGAGCGGAGAAGAAAAAGCGUGAUCGGAAAGAGAGGGAAGAAAUGUUGAAAGAGGCACGAAAUGCCAAACAGCAACAUCAUGAAGAAACGCACGUUGACAAUCGAUCCACGCUGACGAAGCUUGAGGAUGGCUUGAAAUACCUUAUUCUAGGAAGAAAUGGAGAGAUUUGCGAGCUGGCGGAUGAUCUUUCAGGCUGUGACCAAAAGUCCGCGGAAGAGGGUGUCACCCCGAAGAAUGUUACUACUGGAGACCCCGAGCAGAAUGUGGACAAUCUACUCGAGGUGCUUGCUCAGGCACAGAAGGAGUUAAUGAAACAUGAUGAAGGUGAACAACCUGCAGAACAUACAGAAGCCAAGUUAGCCAAAUUAAGUAAGGAUGAUUCUCGAGAUGCUGAAUCGAAUUAUAUCUUUCCUGAAAAUGAAAAUGUGUUGAAGAAAGACGGACUCAGGAGUAAAGACACAGAGGUUGAGGAAAAUAGAGUGAACAGGAAUUUUGAUGGGAACCGUUCGUCCCAAGGCAACGACAUUGAACGCUCACGACAACCAAGCGAUGAUACUGGAGAGACGGAAUCCAGAAGUCCGAAAAUGCAAGUUUCAGAAAUAGGAGCUGACGUGGGUAGAGCUGAUGACCAGAUCACAUCAGUAUCAGAUGGAGAAGAUGAUCCUGAUAUUGAUCAUGAAUUCUCCGAUGCUGGUGAGGAUGAAUUUGAAAUGGAUGUGCAGGAUAUAAAAGUGGUUGAGGAAAUUGAGUCAGUACCGGUGCUCCCUAGACGCACAGACGAAUGGAAAGGGGAAGAACUUACACCGGAAGAGAGCGAAUUCAUCACUGGAGAGGAAGUUAUUUUUGUAUUGGAUUUGCUUGCUCUUUCAGCAGCAGAUUUUGCAUUUCCAUUGAAAACAAUGUUGUGUUCACCUAGAAUUUUGAAGCUGGGAUUCGCGUUUAAGCAAGAUCAGCUCCACCUCUCUGCUUCUUUUCCUGGCCCAGAAGCAAAUGGAUGCUUUGAUAAGGUGGAGCCUUACAUUGACAUUGCUAAGUUGUAUAAAGAGUUUCUUCAUGUAAAUUUUUCUAAUUUAAAGCACAAGGGGAAGAGGUUUGUGUUAGGAGGAACACAUAGCCUUACUGCGAUUUCGAAAGCAGUUCUUGGUCACCCUUUGUGUAAGGAUGCUCAGUGCAGUAAUUGGGAGCAACGGCCUCUUUCACAAGAUCAAAUUCUUUAUGCUGCAGCUGAUACACACUGUUUACUUGCUCUAUUUGACACAUUGCUAUCCGAUGCCUUUGCCUUGAUCAGUCCAGCUCCAACCCUUGUUGAAGCAGGUGAUAAAGCAGGUUCGAUGAUUCAACAGCGAGCAUCGAGCCUUCGCGAAUUUAGAGAACCAGGACUAAAGCUUUUCACAGGUAAGAUCCGUGAGACAGUUCCCGCCACUCCCGCAGGCUACAUCUUUUCUCCAAGGAUGGGCAGUGCCACAGAAAUGGUUGAAGCUGCCCUCCGACCCUCACCACCAUCGUCACCGCUUGAGCCUGUUGGGACUGUCAAACAGGAAACUUCAUCCGAAAGGUAUGCCAAGUUCGUAAAGAAGUACUCAGAGCGUUUGCUAGUUAAUGAGGAAAGUCGUAGCAGGUCACGUGCGCGAAGGCCCAGAGCUCGACGUGCUAGAGAAUCACUUAAGAAUCCAGAUGAUGCAUUAAAUCUGGACUGGGUUGGACCUGCACCUUGGGAUGUAAGGAUAGGUGGAGAUGGAACACCGAAAUUCUUGUGUGAUGUAAUGGUUGAAGGAUUGGCUCGACAAUUGCGUUGUGUUGGGGUUGAUGCAGCAUCAUCUCCUACUAAGAAAAGUGAUCCAAGGCAAUUGGUUGAGCAAGCGACAAGAGAAGGUCGAAUAUUGCUGACAAAAGACAUCAAACUGCUGCGCCGGCGACUGAUGCCUGACAAUCUGUCAUAUUUUGUCAAGAAAUCAGGGAAAUGGGAGCAACUCGAAGAGGUGAUGGAAGUGUUUCAAAUCACGGUAUCUGAAUCAGAGCUACUGUCAAGAUGCGUCAAAUGCAAUGGAGAGUUUACUCCGAGACCUCUUACAUCUAUAGAAGCUAAGGCCCAAGCUCCUGCAACCCAGGAUAUUCCAACAUCUGUGCUAGAAACUUGUGAGGAGUACUGGCAAUGCUCCAUGUGUGGUCAUCUCUUUUGGCAGUUGCAUUAUUUCUUUAGAGAGCGGUUGCGUUCUCUAAUUCACUCGGCAGACAAUCUAGAGGGGACGGCAUCUGCACCUUAAGGCCAUUGGGCACUCAGUUCACUCGAGCUAGGCAACAAUUUGCUGCUGUAUGCGUGAAUGCUAAGCACGAGGACUCAAUUCUAGAUGAUCGGCCCAUACAACCUUUGGACAUCGCCUACGAGUUUCUCGAGGAACCUGAGACGACAAUUGUUCAUUUUAGUAUCUAAAAACUAUGAACUAUCUCUCUCGAUCUCUGCGCACAUGUACUCUGUUACAGGAAUGAUGACUCUCUUUUGGCAUUCUUCAAGAAGCACUGAAUAGCGUAGUCAAUUAUCUUUGCUUCGAAGCUGGGAAUCAUUAACGAACCUUAGUUGUACAGUUUUGCGGAAUCAAUUCCUCUCGUUCGCUUUUUGCAACCCAUGAAUGAGCAAGCUUGCUCUGGUUGAUUUAAUA
Messenger RNA from Physcomitrium patens, 3715 nucleotides. RefSeq lists its product as uncharacterized. The record is from RefSeq and is a predicted model, not a curated record. Gene Ontology annotation, biological process: nucleobase-containing compound metabolic process. Gene Ontology annotation, molecular function: nucleic acid binding; 3'-5' exonuclease activity. Lineage: Eukaryota; Viridiplantae; Streptophyta; Bryopsida; Funariales; Funariaceae.